Messenger RNA from Ceratotherium simum simum (southern white rhinoceros), 3659 nucleotides. NCBI's taxonomy places the organism in Eukaryota, Metazoa, Chordata, Mammalia, Perissodactyla, Rhinocerotidae. The record is from RefSeq and is a predicted model, not a curated record.
GCGCCAAAAGUUUACUCUGAGUGAGUAGCGACGGGAAGAGCGGCGAGGGGCGCGGCCGCGACGGUGCGCGUCUCUCCAGGGCAGCGCGCCCGCCGGCGCUGAGGCGCCGGGAAGAUGCUCGAGGUCCUGGUGCUGAAGGUUGAAGAUCCAGGUUGCUUCUGGGUUAUUAUAAAAGGAUGUAGUCCCUUUUUAGAUCAUGAAGUUGACUAUCAAAAACUAAAUAGUGCCAUGAAUGACUUCUAUAAUGGCAUGUGUCAAAAUAUAGAAAUAAAACCGUUAAUGUUGGAAGAAGGGCAGGUUUGUGUGGUUUAUUGUCAGGAACUAAAGUGCUGGUGCAGGGCUGUUAUUAAGUCCAUUGUGUCUUCAGCAGACCAUUACCUGGCAGAAUGUUUUCUCGUGGAUUUUGCCAAGUACAUUCCAGUGAAAUCUAAAAACAUCCGAGUAGCAGUAGAAACUUUUAUGCAGCUUCCCUACAGAGCGAAAAAAUUCAGACUGUACUGCACAAAACCUGUGACAUUACACGUUGACCUCUGCGAAGACAGCACUGAAAUCGUACCCGCCAGGAAGUGGGACAGUGCAGCUAUUCAGUACUUUCAGAACAUUCUAAAAGCAACUACCCAGGUGGAAGCCAAGUUAUGUGCUGUGGAAGAAGAUACUUUUGAGGUUUACCUUUAUGUAACUAUAAAAAACGAAAAGGUUUGUGUUAAUGAUGAUCUGGUUGCAAAGAACUUCGCUUGCUUUAUAUCACCCAUGGAGAGUAAAAACCUUGAUUCUUUAGAGAAACCAAGAGUGAAUAUGAAGUCAACGUCCUUUUCUAAUAAACUCCAUCCGGCACUUACUCUUUGGCCAAUGUUUUUGCAAGGAAAAGAUUCUCAAGAAAUGAAAAAUUCACAUGGUUUAACUUUUCUGGCACAGUCUCACCAGCAUCCGUGGCCCAAGGGUGUUGUUGGUGACCUGGCGCCAACCGCUGCAAUCCUGGGUAAAACUAUAAGAUGUAAUAUGGAUUCACAGAGAGAUUCACCUAAAAACAAAUCUGAAAAGAAACAACAGUGCCUCCCUUUAAAAGAUGUAAAUAAGUGUGUUGAAUCUUCAGUUUACUGGCCAACAAAAAGAGGUAUAACCAUAUAUGCUGACCCAGAUAUACCAGCAGCAAGAGCUUCCUGUCAGAAAUCAAAUGAGAAAUCACUUAGAUUGGCUGAGAAGAAAGAAUACAACGAGAAGAAUGGUUGUGUGAAAUUAUUGCAGUUUUUAAAUCCUGAUCCUUUGAGAGCUGAUGGACUCUCUGAUCUGCAGCAGUUGCAGAAGCUGCAGUCGGGCACGUGGCGGCCGCUUGUAGUGCUCCGGAACAAGAUCGAGCCGUGCCUGUCCAUUGACAUGUCGCCACUCUCGGCAGACCUGAAAAGGGCUCUUCAAAGAAAUAAGUUUCCUGGACCUAGCCACACCGAAUCGUACUCUUGGCCUCCCAUAGCACGUGGCUGUGAUGUGGUUGUCAUUUCUCAUUGUGGAAAUGACCCUCUCUUGUACCUUCCACCAGUGCUUACAAUUUUGCAAACAGGGGGCUGCUACAAGUCGUUACCAAGUAGAAAUGGACCUCUGGCAGUCAUCGUGUGCCCUGGGUGGAAAAAGGCCCAGUUUGUCUUUGAAUUAUUGGGAGACGAUAGCCUGUCCUCUAGGCCUCUUCAUCCUGUGUUGUUAACCAUUGGACUGCACAAAGAUGAAGCCAAAAAUCUGAAGCUUCCAAGGGGCUGUGAUGUAAUUGUGACAACACCGUAUAGCCUCCUGAGACUUCUCACAUAUCAAAGCUUGUUAUUUCUUAGACUCUGUCACUUAAUUUUGGAUGAGGUGGAAGUAUUAUUCUCUGAAGCUAAUGAACAAAUGUUUGCUAUAUUAGAUAACUUUAAAAAAAAUGUUGAAGUUGGAGAAAGGGAAUCUGCACCCCGUCAGAUUGUUGCUGUUGGACUUCACUGGGACAGACACGUGGGACAUUUGGUGAGAGAGUGCAUGAAUGACCCCUACGUGGUGAUCACGGCCAUGGAGGAGGCCGCUCUCUAUGGCAGUGUCCAGCAGGUAGUGCAUCUUUGCCUAGAAUGUGAAAAAACCUCUACUUUACUCCAAACUCUUGAUUUCAUUCCAAGUCAGGCACAAAAGACCUUGAUCUUCACCUGUUCUGUAGCUGAAACAGAAAUAGUGUGUAAGGUAGUUGAAAGCAGUUCAAUAUUUUGCUUGAAAAUGCAUAAAGAAAUGGUUUUUGAUUUAAAAAGAGUUUUGGAACAGUGGAAGAAGAAGUUAAGUUCUGGCUCUCACAUUGCAUUAGCCUUAACUGAUGAUUGCAUACCGCUCUUGGCCAUCACUGAUGCCACAUGUGUGGUUCACUUCAGCUUUCCUUCCUCUCCAAAAAUUUUUGGUGGACGCCUGUAUUGCAUGUCUGAUCAUUUUCAGAGUUUAGCCGAACAGGGUUCUCCUGCAGAACAGGGAGAUGAAAGGACCAAAUCUGUCUUGCUGCUGACGGAGAGAAGUGCGUGCCAUGCAGCUGGUGUCCUGCGCUACUUGGAGCGAGCAGAGGCCACGAUUCCAUUGGAGCUGUAUGAAUUCACUGCAGGGGUUCUGGAAGCCAAAGAAGAUGAAAAAGCCACAAGGCCUCUUUGUCCGUAUCUUAAGGCUUUUGGUUUUUGCAAAGACAAAAGGCUCUGUCCUGAUCGACACCAUAUUAAUCCAGAAACAGACAUGCCAAGAAAAUUGUCCAACCAAGCCCCAAUGUUUGGAUAUAUUAAAAUAAUACCCUUUUAUAUUUCAAAUGCAACAAAUUACUUUGGCCGUAUCGUUGAUAAACAUGUGGAUCUUUAUGCAGCUCUUAAUGCUGAAAUAAAUGAGUAUUUUGAGGAUUCCAGUAAUAAAACAGCUGUUGAAAAGGUGGAGAAAUUUGGAUUAUAUGGAUUAGCAGAAAAAACACUUUUUCACAGGGUUCAAGUGCUGGAGAUGAGCCAAAAAGAAGACACCUGGGCCCCAGACAAAGUCCUUGUGAAGUUUAUAGAUGAAGGCAGGACUGGGCUCGUCCCGAGGGGCCAGCUGCUGCGUCUCCCAGAACGUUUCCACAGGAUGCCCCCCCAGGCUGUGGAGUUUAUUGUUUGUAGAGUGAAACCCGCUGACAACGAAAUUGAAUGGAAUCCAAAGGUUACUAGGUAUAUUCAUCAUAAAAUUAUUGGAAAACUGCAUGAUGCAAAAGUGAUGAUGGCUUUGGGAAAUACAGUUUGGAUCGAUCCAAUGGUGCACAUUACAAAACUUUCAAAUUUGAAAACUUCUGUUGUUGAUUAUAACGUUCGAGCUGAAAUUUUGUCAACGGGAAUGGGAGUUGAUAAUUCAGAACAUACAGAACAACUGAAAAAAUUAUACGAAGGAGUUAAAAUGCCAACUUGUGAAGAAAGCCUAAGCCAGACCCUGGUGCCUUCUUCAGCAGAAGAUCCCGCUUCUCAGCAGAGCGCACGGCAAGAGGACAGGGGCUCAGAAAGAGGGGCCGAUUCCGAGACAAACUCAGAACACCAAAAGCAUGGUCGGUUAUUUAAAAGAUGGUUAACUUAAAAUCAUUAAUGCUUGGAAAUUUUCUAAUCUUUAGGCUUUCCACUUUUAGAUGAAUUGUAGAGAUGAUGUAAACUGAUAUUACC